AUGUUGCAUAGAGCACCGACGCCUCUUGACUCAACACCUCCCCGCACAUCCGCCUCUCCCUAUCUUUACCGACGUUCCCUAAGCACGACGACCGCCGACCGAGCCACGCCUUCCGCGGAGCAGGCGCCCGCCUUCUCCUUUGCCGAUGUCCUCGGCGACAAGAAGAAGACGCCCCAGACCUUGACCGAGAAGAUUGUCCAGAGCCAUGCGAUUGGGCUGCCGAGGACAAGGUCCGAGGCCAAUUUGAAGAAGUACGAGCAGAUCAAGGAGUUUGCCAAGACGCACGGCAUUGUUUUCUACCCUGCCGGACAUGGAAUUGGUCACCAGGUUAUGGUCGAAGAGUUGUAUGUAUGGCCGGGAAAACUGUGCGUGGCCUCCGACAGCCACAGCAACAUGUACGGCGGUAUUAGCUCUUUGGGUACCGCGCUCGUACGAACUGACGCGGCCUCGAUUUGGUCAACGGGAAAGAGCUGGUUCCAGGUGCCUCCUGUUGCGCAGGUUACCCUCACGGGGACUCUACCCGCGGGUGUUACCGGCAAGGAUGUCAUUGUUGCGCUGUGCGGUCUGUUCAACAGCGACGUGCUCAACCACGCCGUAGAGUUUGCCGGAUCUGAGGAGACUAUGGCUAGCAUCUCGGUCGAUAACAGGCUCACCAUCAGCAACAUGUCGACCGAAUGGUCCGCCCUCUCCGCUAUGUUCCCUAUCGAUCGCACACUCGAACGCUGGUUGCGGUACAAGGCCACCGAGGCGGCCAUGUUCCCCGAACCGCACUACGCCAAGCAACUCUAUCUUAACCUUUCUACCCUCUCGCCCUACGUCUCCGGUCCCAACUCGGUCAAGAUUUCCACUCCUCUCAGCGACCUCGCCUCCCAGAACAUCAAGGUCAACAGGGCGUAUAUCGUGUCCUGCACAAACUCCCGUGCGUCUGACUUGGCUGCCGCCGCCAAGGUUUUCCAAGACGCCGCCAAGGCCAACGGCGGCACGGUCCCCAAGGUCGCCGAUGGUGUCAAGAUGUACAUUGCCGCCGCGUCGGCCCGCGAGCAGGAGACUGCCGAGGAUGAGGGUGCCUGGCAGACCCUUUUGGAGGCUGGCAGCAUCCCCUGCCGGCUUCUUGCGGACCUUGUAUCGGGUUGGGGACGAAUGGGCUCUCGAGAUGCUCUGGCGUAUCUUGCUAGCCCCGAGGUCGUGGCUGCUAGCGCGCUUAACGGUGUGAUCUCGGGUCCCGGCACCUAUCAAGUCCCUGAGGACUACAAUGGCGUAGAGUACGGAUAUGGCACUGGCGCGCCAGCGACCGCAGAAAGCGAGCUUACCAGCGCUCUCGAGCAGCUCGAGUCGCUCAUUGACCGCGUCGAGUCCUCUAAGAUUACGGGCGAGAUUGUGUUCUGCGAUGCCGACAACCUUGAUACCGAUAAUAUCUACCCCGGUAAAUACACAUACCAAGACGACAUUACCGUCGAGGGCAUGGCCGAAGUGUGCAUGUCCAACUACGACCCCGAAUUCAGGACGAUUGCCAAGCCCAACGACAUCCUCGUCUCCGCGGGAAGCUUGGGCAACAUUUUCUCCCGCAACAGCAUCAACAACGCGCUUCUCGGUCUCGAGGUGCCUCGCCUCGUCGAGCGCCUGCGCGCCACCUUCCCCGAGAAGAUCACCACCCGGCGAACGGGCUGGACGCUGACGUGGGACGUGUCCAAGAGCGUGGUGAGGGUGCAAGAAGGCGAGGGUGGCGAGGUGUGGGAGGAGAAGGUGGGCGAGUUUGCCGAGAACUUGCAGGAGAUUAUCGCCAAGGGUGGUUUGGAGAACUGGAUCAAGCACGAGAUCGCCAAGACGGAGUGA
Messenger RNA from Parascedosporium putredinis, 1833 nucleotides. The record is from the annotation of a GenBank genome assembly. Lineage: Eukaryota; Fungi; Ascomycota; Sordariomycetes; Microascales; Microascaceae.